AUGCCGGCCGUCCCGUGGAGGAACUGGGAACAGAAAUUCGAACUUUAUCUGUUGGCCAGGUGCGGCACGAGCCCCCUGCCCCCCGAGCAGCGGCGCGCUCUGCUUCUGUGCGCGAUCGGUGACGAGGCGUACCGGGUGUUCGACACCCUGCCGCCGGUUGCGAAACGUGACGGCGAGGACGACUACGACGUCACCCUCCGCCAGCUCCGGGAGUUCUACACUCCCAGGACCAACGUCAUCGUGGAACGAUUCCGGUUCCGACAGCGAGCCCAGGCCCCCACAGAGUCCACAGCAGACUUCGUUGCUGCUCUGCGCGGCCUGGCUCGCACCUGCCAGUUCGGCCCCAUGGAGUCGGAACUCAUCCGGGACGUGGUGGUGGAGAAGACCCCCCACCAGCGCCUGAGGGAGCGACUCCUUCAGGACAGGGACCUCACUCUGGACAAGGUCCUGAGCGUCGCAGGGACAUACGAGGACUCCCUGCGGGAGGCUGCAGCCAUCUCCCAACCAGUUGCAGCCCCACCCGUCUCAUCCGUGGCAAAAGUUACGAGGAAGCCACAACAGAAGCGACAGCAGCAGCAGCAGCAGAGCGUCAGCAGCGACUUCUGCACCAACUGUGGACGUGAGGACCACGCACCCAGGGAUGCUGCCUGUCCAGCCCGCAGAGUGACCUGCCACUCCCGCGGAAAGAAGGGCCACUUCGCCAGCUGGUGCAGAGGCGGCAGUGGAACAACCCCAGCAAGGCCAGCUCAACGACAGCACCACAAGGCAGUGAAGGAGCUGAACGUGCUCUCCUGUGCUGCCACCACUGGGUCACGCCUCACCUGUACCGUCCAGGUGACUGCAGGUGACGUCACACAGGAGGUACCCCUCCAGGUGGACACGGGUGCCACCUGCUCACUCCUGAGUGUGAACCAUGCCAAGGAGCUGUUCAGAGGCGUGGCGUUCAGCCCCUCCAGCUCACGGCUCUACGGAUUCGGCCAGCAGCCACUCUCAGUCCUGGGAACGCUGCCUACCACGGUGACCUACAACAAUCAGGCUGUGCCAACAAACUUCUACCUGGUGGACACCAAGAAGACGGAGGCCAUCAUGGGUAUGGACCUGCUGCAGGCCCUGGGAGUCACCCUCCACCCAGCCUCGCACAGCGUCUACACGGUGGCAGGCUCAGCCCCGUCAGAGCUACCUGCCAUCGAGGGCUACGUGCACCGCAUCAAGCUGAAGCCGGACGCAGUACCAACUGCCUACAAGCUGCGCCGGCUGCCCCUCUCCGUGCGAGGGGAGGUCUCAGCAGAGCUGAACAGUCUGUUGGAAGCAGGCAUCAUCGAGAGGAUCGACUCCUCUCAGUGGAUCAGCCCGCUGACCGUCUCAAGGAAGAAGGACGGCAGGAUCAGGGUCUGUGUAGACCUGCGUGGGCCGAACAGCCAAAUCGUGCCAGAGGUCCACCCACUGCCCACAAUCGACGAGCUGGAGUCCAAGCUCUGUGGCACCCUCUACAGCAGGAUCGACUUGAAGUCGGCCUACCACCAGCUGCGUCUGCACGAGGACUCGCGUGACAUCACCGCCUUCCUCACGCCAGACGGCCUGAUGCGCUACACCAGGGUCCCGUUCGGCCUGGUGUCUAGCGGCAGCGCGUUCCAGAAGCUGCUCAGUCAUCUACUGCAGGGUAUCGACGGCUAUGGACACUAUCUGGAUGACAUCCUGGUCACUGGCCGUGAUCAGUCCGAGCACGACAGGCGCCUCCGCACCGUGCUGGACCGCCUCAAGCAGGCAAAUGUCACCAUCAACACAGAGAAGUCCUCCUUCAGCCAGCCAGAGGUGGAGUUCUGCGGUCAUCAGCUCUCCAGGUUCGUGCCGCAGUACUCCGCUGUGGUGAGACCCCUCGCCAUCAUGCUGAAGAAGGAAGCCACGUUCCAGUGGACCAAGGAGGCCAACGACGCCUUCAACGAGGUGAAACGGCUCAUCUCAACCAGGCCGGUGAUGAAGCCCUUCAGCGCCCGCCUCCGGACGAUCGUGACGACCGACGCCAGCGACCGCGGCGCCGGUGCCAUGCUCACUCAGAUCCAGCCGGACGGCGAGGAGCGGCCGGUGGCGUACUGGUCCCGCUCCUUCACCGACGCCGAGUCGCGGUACUCCGUCUCCGAGAAGGAAGCCCUCAGCGCGGUCAAUGCUGUCGAGCAUUGGCGGACGUACCUGUGGGGCCGUUCAUUCACCCUGCGGACGGACCACUCUGCGCUCACCACUCUGCUCACGCCGAAGACGUCCAACCGCGCCGGCACGCGCAUCGCCAGGUGGCAGUCCCGCCUGCUGCCGUACUCGUACACAGUGGAGUACCGGCCCGGGCGCAGCAUCCCAGUGGCUGACGCCCUGUCGCGCCUGCCGCUGCCGGACACCGGCGCCGCCGAGACGGACGGCGACGAGAUCGUCGCCCUGCUCACCGAUGACGUCAGUGACGUCAUCACUGAUGACGACGUAUGUGCCGCGUCGGCCGCCGAUCCAGUCAUGGAGCAGCUGCGGUCUGUCAUCCGCACCGGCUGGCCCGACGCCGCGCGCCAGUGCACGCCGGAGACGCGCGACUACUUCGCCGUGCGGCACGAGCUGCAAGUCCGCCAGGACGGAGUCGUGCUGCGCGGCCCGGACCGCGCCGUCGUCCCGGCCGCGCUCCGCUCAAAGUACCUCCAACUGGCGCACCGAGCGCACGAUGGUGUCGUGCGAACAAAGCAGCUCCUGCGCGACCUCGCCUGGUGGCCUGGAAUGUCGAAGGACGCCGCUGCACUGGUCGCCGACUGCCCGUCCUGCCACGCAAAGGACGCCGUGCUGACGCAGCAGGCGCGCCCCGCGCCGCUGCAACCGGUCGAGCUUCCAGACCGGCUCUGGUCUAAGCUCGGACUGGACAUCGUGGGCCCGAUCCCCGGCGCCCCACCGUCUGCAAAGUACGCCAUUACUAUGACGGAUUACCAUAGUAAGUGGCCAGAGGUCGCUCUGACGUCAUCCAUCGAGACUGAUGACGUCAUCCAGUUCCUGAGCCAGGCCUGGUCCAGAGAGGGACUGUGUGACGAGCUGGUGACCGACAACGGACCCCAGUUCACCAGCGACAGGUUCCGACAGUAUCUGGCCCAGCGCGGUAUCAGACACCACACGUCUGCCGUCUACUGGCCGCGCGGAAACGGAGCAGUGGAGCGGCUCAACCGAGAGGUGAAGGUGUGGCUCAAGGAGGCCACACAGCUGCAGUCGCGGACGGCCGCCAGCUUCAGCGGACACGUGCGACAGCGCCUCGCUCUGUACCGAGCGACCCCGCACUGCACCACCGGCCAGUCACCCUCGGCGCUCCUGCACGGCCGGCGCAUGCGUCUGCACCUGCCGGUCACCACAGAGACUCCGCCGCGCGACAGCUCGCUACAGCACCGAGUCGCUACCCAGCAGCAGCGCAACAGCCGCGGGUACGACUCCCGACAGGCCACCCGGCCGUCAGAUCUCCAGCCUGGCGACACGGUGCGCGUGCGGCGACAGGGGCACGUGCCCAAGAACCAGAGUCGGUUCUCCAGCCCGCGCCGAAUCGCCAGACAGCUCGGCCCGGCGACCUUCAUCCUGUCCGACGGGACAAAGAGGAACGCUGCACACCUCGCCCGCAUCCCAGACGCGGCGCCGACCGGCUCAGCACCUCCGAGCACCGACGGGCCGGAACCGCCGCCGCCGCCGCCGCCGGCCGACCCGGCUCCUCCGAGCUCCGGCGAGCCCCAGCCGCCAUCGCCGCAGCCGACAGCGUCCACCGCGCCACCUACAGCGCCGACAGAGAGAGCCCGCCCGUCAGAUGUCGCUGACGUCGCGCUGCCGGCCGCCACCGGCGCUGCUCGUGACCGGUCCCCCGGUGGGCCGCGCCCGCCUCAGAGGGCGCCCGUCGGCGGCACCCCGCGCCGUGAGUUGCCGGCCUCCUCCCGAGGACGCCGCCGAUUCUUGCCGCGCCGAUUUACGUGA
Amphibalanus amphitrite is the source of this 3969-nucleotide messenger RNA. RefSeq lists its product as uncharacterized. Gene Ontology annotation, biological process: DNA integration. The coding region runs from base 1 to 3969 and encodes 1322 amino acids. Lineage: Eukaryota; Metazoa; Arthropoda; Thecostraca; Balanomorpha; Balanidae. The transcript is spliced from 2 exons. Gene Ontology annotation, molecular function: nucleic acid binding. The record is from RefSeq and is a predicted model, not a curated record.